Messenger RNA from Betta splendens (Siamese fighting fish), 4516 nucleotides. RefSeq names its product ankyrin repeat and BTB (POZ) domain containing 2b (gene abtb2b). Gene Ontology annotation, molecular function: protein heterodimerization activity. The coding region runs from base 547 to 3699 and encodes 1050 amino acids. NCBI's taxonomy places the organism in Eukaryota, Metazoa, Chordata, Actinopteri, Anabantiformes, Osphronemidae. The record is from RefSeq and is a predicted model, not a curated record. The transcript has 17 exons.
UCUCUCCUGAUUGGCUGCCCGGCUGCUUCCGUGUUGUCAUUCAUUUCCAGCUCCUCCCCCUUUCGCAUCCACAGCUGAAGCUCCGUGCCGGACGCCUCCCGGUCAGUAUCGGGGCAGCGCGGCGCUGACGGGAGCUCGGACUUUGCGUGACUUUCUCCGCGUUCGUCCGCGGUACCGAGCCAGUUUCGGCUCCACGGGACUUGAACGAGAUGUGGCGUGGCCGCGCUCGGAAAGGACGGAGGCGUCUCAGCGCGUUGGACAACGCCGCGGAAUCCUGAGGAAACUUUAAAUCCCCCCGUGCGCCGUCGCGUUCAAGGUGAGAGCGGCGCGUCUUCGCUCUCUGCGCGUGUCUCAUAACUGAAGCAGCCUUUUUUUAUUAUUAUUCAACUACAUGGUGUGAUUUCAACUGCUGGCUCUCCUGCACUGAACUCCGUUCCAGCAGCACGUCUGCCCCGUGGAACCAGUUCCUCUAGCUUUUGCGCAGAGUUUCGACGGCCGCUCGCGUGACGCACAGGUGAACCGCUAAAGACUUGUUAAAAGACAAUAAUGGCAGGUCUGAGCAAUGCCCACAUGAAAACCCUGGAGGACCUGACGCUGGACUCCGGCUACGGGGCCGGGGACUCCUGCAAGUCCCUCAGCCUGUCCUCGUCCAAGUCCAACUCCCAGGCCUUCAUGACGGCCCCGCACCGGGGCAACUGGUGGUACUACUCCGGCUCCAUGAACAGCAGGAACAACAGCUGGGACACCGUCAACACCGUCCUCCCGGAGGACCCGGAGGACAUCUUCUCCAGAUGCCCCCGCUUACCGGACCUGGAGGAGUUCCCCUGGACCGAGGAGGAGGUGGCCAAGGUGCUGCGCAAAGUGUCCGACAGCGGCGGCACCGAGGGCGCGCCGGCGCCCGUGUUCUCCCCGGAGGCCGUGAGGCGCCUGUCCGCGCUCCUCCGCCGGGCUCUGAUCCGCGUCUCCAGAGAGGCCCAGCGGCUGAGCGUCAUGCACUGCCGCUGCACGCGCUUCGAGGUGCAGAGCGCCAUGAGGCUGGUGCUGAGCUGGGCGCUGGCCGACCACUGCGUGUCGGCCACGGUCAAGGCCAUAUCCAUGUACAGCAUGAGCGCAGGGGAGCUGCUGAGGAAGGGCAAGUCGGCGCGCUGCGGCCUCUCCUUCUCCGUGGGGCGCGUCUUCCGCUGGAUGGUGGACACGCGCAUCUCCGUGCGCAUCCACGAGUACGCGGCGAUUUGCCUGACCGCCUGCGUGGAGGCUCUGGUGGAGGAGGUGGGCGCGCGGGUGCUGAUGGCGGAGAGGGGUCACCCGGGUCCGGAGUCGGGGUCAGGAGGCGGCGCGGUGAGCGCGGAGGUUCUGGAGGGGGUGGUGAACAACGACGCGGAGCUGUGGGGGGUCCUGCAGCAUUACGAGCAUCUUAUCUGUGGGAAGAACGCCAACGGUGUCCUGUCUCUUCCGGCCCAUUUCAGUCCCUACACCGAGAACCAGCAGACGUCGGUGGACAGCAGGGAGGAUGCCUAUGCCCAGCUGGAGCUGAGGACGCUGGAGCAGUCUCUGCUAGCGACCUGCGUGGGCAGCAUCUCUGAGCUGAGCGACCUGGUGUCCCGUGCGAUGCACCACAUGCAGCGCCUCAGCUCUGUGCGCCCGGGCCUGAGCCCGGCCCGCUACGCCCGGCCCCAGCAGCCCGUGUCCUGGUCGCCCGACGCCCUCCACACCCUCUACUACUUCCUGCGCUGCCCACAAAUGGAGUCCAUGGAGAAUCCCAACUUGGACCCCCCACGCAUGGCGCUCAGCAAGGAGAGGCCGUUCCUGCUGCUGCCGCCGCUAAUGGAGUGGAUGCGGGUGGCCAUCGUCCACGCCGAGCACCGCAGGAGCUUGUUGGUGGACAGCGACGACGUCCGACAGACCGCCAGGCUCCUCCUGCCCGGGCUGGACUGUGAGCCGCGGCAGCUGAAGCCUGAGUGUUGCUUUAGUUCCUUCAAGCGUCUGGACUCCAGAGCCGCCACCGACAAGUUCCACCUGGACCUGGGCUUCCGGAUGCUGAACUGCGGACGCACGGAUCUCAUCGGACAAGCCAUCGACCUGCUGGGGCCGGACGGGGUCAACAGCAUGGACGACCAGGGAAUGACUCCUCUGAUGUACGCCUGUGCAGCUGGAGACGAAGCUCUGGUGCAGAUGUUGAUAGAUGCAGGGGCCAAUCUCGACGUAGCGGUUCCCCCCUGCUCCCCCAAACACCCCUCUGUUCAUCCCGACAGUCGACACUGGGCGGCGCUCACCUUCGCUGUGCUGCAUGGACACAUCUCCGUGGUGCAGCUUCUUUUAGAUGCGGGGGCCAACGUGGAGGGGGCCGCAGUCCGCAACGGGCAGGAGAGCACCGCGGACACGCCGCUGCAGCUGGCGUCGGCAGCAGGCAACUAUGAGAUGGUGAGUCUGCUCCUGGCACGCGGCGCCGACCCGCUAUCCAAGAACCACGACGGCAACGCCCUCACCUCCUCCCUCUAUGAAGACAUGAACUGCUUCAGCCACGCCGCCGCCCACGGCCACAGGAACGUGCUGCGGAAGCUGCUGACUCAGCCGCAGCAGGCGAAGGAGGACGUCCUGUCGUUGGAGGAGAUCCUGGCCGAGGGGGUGGAGGGCGAGGAGGCCGCCGUGUGCCCCUUCCUCCCCCUCUCCCCCCUCGGGCCGGCGGCGCCGCCCGAGCCGGGCCUGCCCAGGCUCUGCAGGGCCCGCAUGAAAGCCCUGCAGGAGGCCAGCUACUACAGCGCCGAGCACGGCUACCUGGACGUCACCAUGGAGCUGAGGGCCAUGGGCGUCCCGUGGAAGCUGCACGUGUGGCUGGAGUCCCUGCGCUGUGCCCAGCAGCAGUCCAGAGCCGGCGUCACCCUCUCGCUGCUCAGGGAGUUCACCACCAUGAGGGAGGAGGACUACUGCGAGGAGCUGGUCACGCUGGGCCUGCCGCUCAUGUUCAGCAUCCUGCGCGGCACCAAGAACGAUGCCAUUGUGCAGCAGGUAGCUGCUAUUUUUAGCCACUGUUUUGGCCCAGCACCGCUUCCAGCUGUUCCUGAAGUCAAGGCCACGCUCUCAGCGCAGUUGGACCCCCACUUCCUGAACAACCAGGAGAUGUCGGACGUGACCUUUGUGGUGGAGGGGAAGCCGUUCUACGGCCACCGAGUCCUGCUGAUCACAGCCUCUGACCGAUUCAAGGCUCUGCUGGCCUCUGCCAGACCAGACGGAAGCCCCAACAACGAAAUCGAAAUCGUUAACGUCAAGUACAAAAUCUUCCAGAUGAUGAUGUCAUACCUGUACUGUGGCGGAACAGAGUCACUGAAAACAAAUGUGUCAGACUUGUUGGAGUUGCUGGCAGCUGCCUGCUCCUUCCAGUUGGGGGCGCUGCAACGGCACUGUGAACUCAUCUGCUCCCAGCACAUCAACCUGGACAAUGCAGUCAGGAUCUACAGGACAGCGAAGGCCCACGGUUCGGUGGAGUUGUGCUCAUUCUGCGAGGGGUACUUCCUGCAGCACAUGUCUGCUCUGCUGGAGAGAGAGGACUUCCGGUGCCUGCUGUUCGGCUCCGCUGGGACCCGACAGGGGAACAACUCCACGUCUAUGCUGGUGCACAUUCGGGCCGAGUCGCCUCUGGAGGAGCUGGAGGCCACGCUGGCUCGGCGACUACGCUCGCUCUACGUCACGUCUCGGGUCUGAGGACGGAUUGGAUGCUGAGGAGAGAGCAGAAAUAAGCAAGAGAACGUGGCAGUGGAACCUGCUACAACCCAUCACUGAUCGCUGAGUACAGACGUACUGGGAACAGACCAGUGACCUAUUCUGCAGCAUUUAGUUAUUGCUCUAUAAUGCAGUGUUUUAUAUUUUUAGUAUUUUGCUCCGUCUUUGUGUUUAUUGCGGCGUGAAGAAGAACCCUGAACUACACAGGACGUUUCUCCAAGGCUCAGGAAGCUUAGACGGAGACUCAGAGGACGUACGCAACAGGCGGCAACGCUGAAUCAUGAAACACUGCUGCCCUCUAGUGGUCAGAGCCGACAGGGCAGGAUGUCUGGCAGGAUUGGGAUCAGCGUCGGCCCCUGGUUAUGACUGAAGUAAAGAGGCAAACGACUGAAGGAUCAAGAGAGGCGGCCAUGCUGGACUUUUUGGCUUUGUCCCAUUUCAAUUAAGAGCCAGAGGAUGAAAAGCUGAUCUGGAUGAACACACGUACAAUAAGCGUGUAGUUUCCAUUUCAACAGGGAAAAGGAGACACUUUUUACAGACUGAGCUGGACAUUUUCUAUUUAAUGAGGGGAAAAAAAAGAGUAUUUAACGGGGCGAUCCCUUUUAUUGUUAUUUUUUUUAAUUCAUGUUAAUUGAUAAUAUUGUUAUAAAAGUUGCUUUUGCGUAGCCUUCGUUUUUCCAGGGGCACUAACAGUUAAUUAAGCUCAUGUAUACAGCAGUUCGACGCCUCUACACAGGUACAGCAGCAGAAUCUAAGUCUGUUUUAAUACUGCACAUUAUAAUAAACCUGGUUAACGAGA